AUGGGUGUUCCACAAACACCAACCCCUUCUCCACAUCUAUAUCCACAAGAACUUCAGCUUAAACUUUACCAGGCUUUCAUAUUCUCAAUUCCCAUACUCUUUUCCAUUAUUUUGGUUCUCUUGUUUUACUUGUUCUACCUCAAAAGAAGGGCUUCCUCUCUCUCAUCAUCACCUCCUCUUCACAUACUUCACUCUAAUCCUAAUCCGCAAGCUACGUAUACCUACCCUUCAUCACCUUGCCGUUUGAAUCUGACUCUGCAAUUUCUAGACAAACUUCCAAGAGUUUUAUUUGAUGAGGAUUUGAGAACAAGAGAUUCGGUAUGUUGUGUUUGCCUUGGAGAAUUUGAGCUGAAGGAAGAGGUGCUACAGAUUCCUGAUUGCAAGCAUGUGUUUCAUGUAAGCUGCAUACGUAACUGGCUGCAAUCAAACUCCACGUGUCCACUUUGUAGAUGUUCUAUCAUUCCCUCUACCAAGUUCCUUAAUCAAACACCACCUAUUGCUUCAGACCCACCCCAACAAGUUGCUAUUUCAGCCUCUCCAUCACAUAUCAUAUCAUUGCCUCCUCAACAAGAAGAUGAAGCUAGUGCUUCCACAAACAGUACCAUUUACCAAGGGAAUUGUGAUGUAUUAGUUAGAUAA
This is a messenger RNA of Abrus precatorius (Indian licorice), 639 nucleotides long. RefSeq names its product probable E3 ubiquitin-protein ligase RHA4A. The transcript has 3 exons. Bases 1 to 639 code for a protein of 212 amino acids. NCBI's taxonomy places the organism in Eukaryota, Viridiplantae, Streptophyta, Magnoliopsida, Fabales, Fabaceae. The record is from RefSeq and is a predicted model, not a curated record.